AUGUUCACUAAGGCUGUUGUUGCCCUUGCCCUCGUGGCUGUUGCUGCUGCUGCUCCUUCUCUGCCAGCCUAUGGCUAUGCUCCUCAGCCAACCUAUGAGGUCCCUGCCAAGUACGACUUCAACUAUGCAGUGAAGGAUGACUACUCCGGCAACGACUUCGGUCACCAGGAGGCCCGUGAUGGCUAUGACACUCAGGGUUCCUACUACGUUCUUCUUCCUGACGGUCGUCUGCAGAAGACUGUCGUUACCCUCACCCUCGCGGCCGCAGCUGCCUCUACUCAUUCUCAACCAGCUUAUGGCUAUGCUCCUCAGCCUACCUACGAGUGUCAACAGCGACAGGAUACGUGGCCGAGGUCAACUAGGAGGGUGAGGCCUAGUAUCUCGAGUAUAAGCCUACACGCCUGCCCCUAUUUACGAGACCACAUCCGCCUACGCUCAAAUGAAAUCUGUUGA
This is a messenger RNA of Penaeus indicus, 453 nucleotides long. RefSeq names its product cuticle protein 19-like. The record is from RefSeq and is a predicted model, not a curated record. NCBI's taxonomy places the organism in Eukaryota, Metazoa, Arthropoda, Malacostraca, Decapoda, Penaeidae. Gene Ontology annotation, cellular component: extracellular matrix. The coding region runs from base 1 to 453 and encodes 150 amino acids. The transcript is spliced from 5 exons.